Messenger RNA from Salvelinus namaycush (lake trout), 5954 nucleotides. RefSeq names its product thrombopoietin receptor-like. Gene Ontology annotation, biological process: hemopoiesis; cytokine-mediated signaling pathway; positive regulation of cell population proliferation. Gene Ontology annotation, molecular function: protein binding; cytokine receptor activity. Gene Ontology annotation, cellular component: external side of plasma membrane. NCBI's taxonomy places the organism in Eukaryota, Metazoa, Chordata, Actinopteri, Salmoniformes, Salmonidae. Bases 3156 to 5174 code for a protein of 672 amino acids. The record is from RefSeq and is a predicted model, not a curated record. The transcript is spliced from 12 exons.
CUCUUCCCUGCUUCAGAGAGCUGCUCUGUCAACACACACACACACACACACACACACACACACACACACACACACACACACACACACACACACACACACACACACACACACACACACACACACACCCUGUGGCCUGGCCUCUUCCCUGCUGCAGAGAGCUGAUCUGUCAGAGGAUUUCCUCCUGCUGCUGACACCAGGACACCAGCCACAGGCUAGGACUGAGGACUGGCACGCAGAGCCCUGCUGAGCUCAGCUUCCUGACACCCGAACACACACACACACACACACACACACACACACACACACACACACACACACACACACACACACACACACACACACACACACACACACACACACACACACACACACACACACACACUACUUGUACACAUCUAUGUAUAAACAUAAAGGCAUGAACCUACACGAUAACAAACUGGUCCUGUCUGAACCUAAAUUAUAACAAACUGGUCCUGUCUGAAUCUACAUUAUAACAAACUGGUCCUGUAUGAACCUAAAUUAUAACAAACUGGUCCUGUCUGAACCUACAAUAUAACAAACUGGUCCUGUCUGAAUCUACAUUAUAACAAACUGGUCCUGUCUGAACCUACAAUAUAACGAACUGAUCCUGUCUGAACCUACAUUAUAACAAACUGGUCCUGUCUGAACCUACAUUAUAACAAACUGGUCCUGUCUGAACCUACAAUAUAACAAACUGGUCCUGUCUGAACCUACAAUAUAACAAACUGGUCCUGUCUGAAUCUACAUUAUAACAAACUGGUCCUGUCUGAACCUACAAUAUAACAAACUGGUCCUGUCUGAACCUACAUUAUAACAAACUGGUCCUGUCUGAACCUACAAUAUAACAAACUGGUCCUGUCUGAACCUACAUUAUAACAAACUGGUCCUGUCUGAACCUACAUUAUAACGAACUGAUCCUGUCUGAACCUACAUUAUAACAAACUGGUCCUGUCUGAACCUACAUUAUAACACACUGGUCCUGUCUGAACCUACAUUAUAACGAACUGAUCCUGUCUGAACCUACAUUAUAACAAACUGGUCCUGUCUGAAUCUACAUUAUAACAAACUGGUCCUGUAUGAACCUAAAUUAUAACAAACUGGUCCUGUCUGAACCUACAAUAUAACAAACUGGUCCUGUCUGAACCUACAAUAUAACAAACUGGUCCUGUCUGAAUCUACAUUAUAACAAACUGGUCCUGUCUGAACCUACAAUAUAACAAACUGGUCCUGUCUGAACCUACAUUAUAACAAACUGGUCCUGUCUGAACCUACAAUAUAACAAACUGGUCCUGUCUGAACCUACAUUAUAACAAACUGGUCCUGUCUGAACCUACAUUAUAACACACUGGUCCUGUCUGAACCUACAUUAUAACGAACUGAUCCUGUCUGAACCUACAUUAUAACAAACUGGUCCUGUCUGAACCUACAUUAUAACACACUGGUCCUGUCUGAACCUACAUUAUAAUGAACUGAUCCUGUCUGAACCUACAUUAUAACAAACUGGUCCUGUCCGAAUCUACAUUAUAACAAACUGGUCCUGUAUGAACCUAAAUUAUAACAAACUGGUCCUGUCUGAACCUACAAUAUAACAAACUGGUCCUGUCUGAACCUACAAUAUAACAAACUGGUCCUGUCUGAAUCUACAUUAUAACAAACUGGUCCUGUCUGAACCUACAAUAUAACGAACUGGUCCUGUCUGAACCUACAUUAUAACAAACUGGUCCUGUCUGAACCUACAAUAUAACAAACUGGUCCUGUCUGAACCUACAUUAUAACAAACUGGUCCUGUCUGAACCUACAUUAUAACAAACUGGUCCUGUCUGAACCUACAUUAUAACACACUGGUCCUGUCUGAACCUACAUUAUAACGAACUGAUCCUGUCUGAACCUACAUUAUAACAAACUGGUCCUGUCUGAACCUACAUUAUAACAAACUGGUACUGUCUGAACCUACAUUAUAACACACUGGUCCUGUUUGAAUCUACAUUAUAACGAACUGAUCCUGUCUGAACCUACAAUAUAACAAACUGGUCCUGUAUGAACCUACAUUAUAACAAACUGGUUCUGUAUGGCUCAGUUGACAGAGCAUAUCGAUUGCAACAGUAGGAUUGUGGGUUCGAUUCCCAGGUCCACCCAUACGUAGAAAUGUAUGUUGCUUUGGAAAAGUGUCUGCUAAAUGUCAUACACAUAAUAUAUUAAAACAUACAGUGCGCCAAGCUGUAUUCUACUAUCUACCCAGAUGCCCCUUUGAAUUACUACACAUUAGAUCCCUGAUAAGGGGAAGGGGGGAAACCUAGUCAGUUGCACAACUGAAUGCAUUCAACCGAAAUGUGUCUUCUGCAUUUAACCCAACCCCUCUGAAUCAGAGAGGUGCGGAGGGCUGCCUUAAUUAACGUCCACGGGGGCUCGGAGAGCAGUUGUUGUUGGGGGUUAACUGCCUUGCUCAAGGGAAAAACUGAAGGUUUUUCCACCUUGACAGCUCGGGAAUUCAAACCAACAACCUUUCGGUUACUAGGCCCAAUGCUCUUAACCGUUAGGCUACCUGCUCUUAACCGUUAGGCUACCUGCUCUUAACCGUUAGGCUACCUGCCGCCAAAGUUAAAGAGGAACUGAUGAAGGAUGCUUCUGUAGAAGCACCUCUAUCUACAGUAUCUCUGUGAGGCAAUGCUCUGUCUGGCCCCAAGGGCCUGGCUGUCUCCGAUCUACUGACUAGUAGAUUAGUUGGAAGAGAUAGUUGCUGAAUUGUGGUCAUAAUGUGUUGCUAUACGCUUCAUAUAACUGACUGUUACUGCAGACCCUGAAUAAAGUAUGACAUGUUCAAAGAUUUCAAUUUGAACAUACAUUUGUUUAUGUUUUUGAGAGACCAGAGAGUAUCUGUGAUGGCUUAUAGUGUGAAAGAGGUUUGUAUUGAAUGUAUGCACUCUCCCUUGUACCACCAUGUGGGUUGGCUCAAACCACACAACACCCACUUCCUGUAGAACGAGGACCUGUCAGAUAGAGCCUCCCCUCAUCAGUACAAUCCCCCUCCACCCCAGACCCCAAUGCUAUGCUGACAGACACUCACAAACACCUUGCCACUCUCAGACAUAGAGCUUGGGGCAGCGAUGGGGUAGAUCAGACACGCCUGUCUGUGGAUGGGACACACCUGCCACCUGUCUGUGGAUGUCAUGGAUCUCCAUCUCACCUCGAGGGUUCUCUGUGUCUGGCUCUGGAUCAUAGCAGGCUGGGUGAACGUACUGGGGCAUGGGCUUGUAGAUGAGGCUGUCCCUCACCUGUCAAAGAAAGAUGUGUUGUUGUUGGCUGGUGAUGCAGAUCCAAAGUGUUUUACCAGGACACAGUAUGACUUCACCUGUUUCUGGGAGACACCAGGCAACACGGCUUAUGACUUCUUCUACAGGAAUGAUAAUGAGGAAAAGGAGAAGCGGUGUAAACUGACUCUCCAGAGGACAGAGAAGGGGGAGGAAGAGGAGGAGGGGAAGGUUCUCCACAUCUGCUUCUUCCCUUGCUCUGACGUUUUCCUGUUCACGCUCACACACAUCAGAGUGGUGGAGAGCAGCUCCAACUACACACUCUUCACACGCACCAUCAGCGUUGAGGACCAGGGUCUCCUGGAACCCCCUGUGAAUGUAUCCCUUCACCCGACAGGGCAGGCUGGGCAGUUCCAGGUGGCUUGGCACGCACCAAGAGAUUGGGAGAACAACGUGCAUUAUGGGAUGCGUUAUUCUUCCCAGGGACUGAGGGAGAGGACAGAACUGAUAAAGUCCAUGAGGUCCCCCAUUCACAGCCUGGUUUCUCUGCUGCCAGGGGAGGUGGUCAGCGUCCAGCUAAGGGUCAAACCCAAUGGCUACAGUGAGACAGAGACCAGCGGUCACUGGAGCGACUGGUCGCUCCCCAUCACUGCCAUGGUACCUCAGAGCGCAGCUGAUAUCUCAUUGUUGUGUCAUACCUCUGACCUGCAAAACAUCACCUGCCAAUGGAAUGGGCAGUCCUACAGAGAUGCUACCUACACCUUAAACUACAAGCUGCGACCCAGUAAACGGGAGGGCUGGAGAAAGUGUCUGCAGAAUGAGAAGGCCUCCUACCACUGCCGUUUCCAUGGAGCGGAGUCCAGCGAGAUACUGGUUGAACUCAGUACUGGUCCUGGUUCUCUCAAACGGACCUUCUACACUGAACCCUUCAGACUCAACAACAGCAUUCAAACAGGCCCUCCAGGGAGGCUGAGGGGGCAGUGGGAGGGGGGCAGGCUGCGUCUGAGAUGGGGCACACCCCUAGUGGCUCUGUCUCUCCACCUGAUGUACCAGCUCCGCUACCAGCCUCAAGGGGAGGCCGCCUGGAAGCUGGUGACCUUGCAGGUCCCUGAGAACAGUACUUGUCUGGACGUUCAGACUGGCAGUCAGUACUUUAUCCAGGUCAGAGCCAGGCCCAACGGGUCAGUCUACGCUGGCUACUGGAGCGACUGGUCACCCCCACUCACUGUGAACACACCUUCAGAUAUAGGGGCCCUCUUCAUCCUCUGCAUUCCUCUCAUGAUGCUCAUCCUAUCAGUUGUGUUCCUCUCAAUGUUCUCCAGGUAUCUCAGUAAGCUCAAACGGUAUCUGUGGCCACCAGUCCCAAAUCUUGACAAAGUAUUGCACGGCUUCCUGACAGACAUCAGCGGCCAGACUUGGGACCCUCCCUUCAUUAUCAAGCAAUAUUCUGAGGAGACCCCAGCCUGUGUGGUGGAGAUUAUGUCUGAGAGGGAGGCUCCAGAUGGAGGGAAGCUUCCCAGGGAGUCCUCCUUACUACUCUCCCCAGAGCGAGGCUCCGCUGGUGGGGAGGAGGAAAGGCUCCCCACCCUGGCCCUGGAGCUCAGCCAGGACUACGUGACCCUGGCCACGGAUGACGUCAUCCCCUGUCUCCGAGGGAACAAGUAUGUGUAUGACGGGGAGGUGGGGGCAGAGUCUCGAAGCCUGGGGGAAGAUGAGGUUCUCCAGAUGAGGUGUCAAUGCUCCUCCAACUUCCCAUCAUCCUCCAGUACCACGGACAUCCUCAACCGCUCCUACAUGCUGCUGGCCGAGCAGCCUAUAGAGAGACUGGACUGUCAGGACAGCAGCAGGGCCAGCAAGCUCUAUGCCAACCUGGAGGGAACAAACUCAGCUAAUGUAAACACCUGAUUGGCACAGCUCAACAAGGGCACACAAACUGGACAGUUACAAAACAUCAAAACAAUAUCCAUUACAUCACUACUAAAACAGGUCCUUGCAUACAGCUUAUUAAAGAUGUAUUAUAUGAUUAAUUGGAUAAUAUAUCAAGUGCAGCCAAAUCUGGAUGAACAGAUAUGGAUUGAUAUGUUGCAGUUAUACUAUAUACUGUAAAUAUAUAUAUUUAACUUGUCACAUAUCUGUCUGUAAGGUAUAUACUGUAUUGUGCAUUCGGAAAGUAUUUAGACCCCUUGAUUUUCCCACAUUUUGUUACGUUUCAGACUUAUUCUAAAAUGGAUUACAACCUCUUCAGGAUCGGUGUUGAGCUAACGUAGGCUAAUGUGAUUAGCAUGAGGUUGUAAGAAACAAAAAAAAAUCCCAGGACAUAGACAUGUCUGAUAUGGGCGAAGUUUAAAAUGUUGUUAAUCUAACAGCACUGUCCAAUUUACAGUAGCUAUUAGAGUGAAAAAAUAACAUUACUAUUGUUUGAGGAUAGUGCACAAUUAUGAACUUGAAAAUGUAUGAAUAAACCAAUUAGGCACAUUUGGGCAGUCUUGAUACAUUUUGAAUAGAUAUGCAAUAUUUCACUGGAUCACUCUAAAACCUUGUAUAUACCGUGCUUCCAUCUAGUGGCAAAAGUCUAAAUAACACAUGGGCUGGAAUAAUACAUUAUGCCCUUUCUCUUGCAUUUCAAAGACAGUACAAAAAAAUAUGUAUUAUCUUUUACCAGAUCUAAUGUGUUAUAUUCUCCUA